Nematostella vectensis (starlet sea anemone) is the source of this 1687-nucleotide messenger RNA. RefSeq names its product endoplasmic reticulum-Golgi intermediate compartment protein 2. The transcript has 14 exons. Bases 200 to 1456 code for a protein of 418 amino acids. NCBI's taxonomy places the organism in Eukaryota, Metazoa, Cnidaria, Anthozoa, Actiniaria, Edwardsiidae. Gene Ontology annotation, biological process: endoplasmic reticulum to Golgi vesicle-mediated transport; retrograde vesicle-mediated transport, Golgi to endoplasmic reticulum. Gene Ontology annotation, cellular component: endoplasmic reticulum; COPII-coated ER to Golgi transport vesicle; membrane. The record is from RefSeq and is a predicted model, not a curated record.
GCGCAUGUGUACACGUGUCCUAAAUCCAAGAUGGCGGAUUUAUUGUCUUCUUUUCUCUAAAUAUUUUGAUUUCUAUUUCGGCCCUAUUUUAUCUGCACUCUUUAAAUUUGCCAUGUUACAUCAUUGAUUUAGAUAAUUCUCACUGUAAGACAUUUUUAAUGUGUUAUUUUAUUAGUUAGUGUUGCGAUUAUUUCAAAAGAUGGACGAGGCUUUUGGAAAUCUUCGUAGAAGGAAACAAACUUUGAAAGUUAUCAAAGAAUUCGACGCAUUCCCUAAGAUUCCUGAAAAUUAUCAACAAACCACAGCAAGUGGGGGUUCUGUCUCUUUGGUGAGUUUCUUGUUCAUAUUUGUCCUGGUCAUAUCUGAGUUCUGUUACUACCGAGCUACGGAAACCAAGUUCAGCUAUGAGGUUGAUACUGAUGCUGACGGCAAACUCCAGAUCAAUGUAGACCUAACGAUUGCUAUGAAAUGUGAAGAUAUUGACGCUGACGUGUUAGACCUCUCAGGAUCCACAAUGCAACUGGGUGACAGCAUUAAACUUGAGCCUACAUUUUUCAAACUAACACCUGAACAAGAAAUGUGGCUGACGAUGUUCCGAGAUUUCCAUUUUUUCUAUGAAGGCUAUAGAUCACUUGGAGAAAUGGAUGAGUUCAAUGGUGACAUUCCAACCUACAUGCCAAAAAGAGAGGAAAGCAAGGAUGCCGCAAAGACCAAAGAACAUGAUUCCUGCAGGGUGUAUGGGUCAUUCAAGGUCAACAAGGUUGCAGGGAAUUUUCACAUCACAUCAGGAAAAUCUAUACAUCACCCUAGAGGUCAUGCCCAUUUAAGCUCAAUGGUCCCAGUAGAAUCCUUGAACUUUUCCCAUCGCAUUGACAUGUUGUCAUUUGGAAAGAGAGUUCCUGGGAUAGUCCACCCUUUGGACGGAGAGAUGCAGAUAACUGAGAAACGUAGGAUGAUGUAUCAAUAUUAUAUCCAAGUUGUUCCUACCAGUAUCAAAAGUUUGAACAGCAAAGAAAUCAAAACAAACCAGUAUUCAAUGACUCAAAGGAUACGUGAGAUAAGCCAUGAUUCUGGGAGCCAUGGCAUUGCAGGCCUAUUCUUCAAGUACGACAUGUCAUCUAUCAUGGUUCGUGUCAAACACCAGCAUCACUCCAUGGUGGGGUUUCUUGUCAGACUGUGUGGCAUCGUGGGUGGCAUCUUUGCUACGUCAGGAAUGCUUCAUGAUUUCAUUGGGUUUUUGUUUAACAUGGCCAUGUGCCGUUUUGGUUACAACAAGAAAAGAACAGAGCUGCCUGCCGAUACCCAAGUACCGCCUGAUAGCCCAUCUGCUAUACUAAGCCAGGCAAAGGCCCAAGAGAAUGCUUGCAGUCCCAUGGGGAUCCCUAAUGACGUCACAUUCUCACCUGCUCCAAGCUCUCCGGUCUCACCAAGCUAUGAGCAAAACACUAAAAUGUGACAGUCUACAGUAUGGGAAAGACACUAAAAUAUAAGUGUUGUUGUACUGUAUUGCAUUCAUGUGUGCAAGGGAAGCACAGAAUCCAUGUACCAUUUAGUGAUUUUGUGAAUCACAAAUCUGUUUUUGUAACGAAUUGUUACUUAUGUAAUAUCAGAAUUUUCAGCAGUUUUCUUAUUCAAAAUGUUUAUAUGCAGUACGCGUAAUAGAAUAAAGUAUAAAAAGUUUCUUCUA